CAUCGUAAGUGUCCCCCUUUCAAAGGUCAAGUAGAAAAGUUAUCAUGAUGUAUUGGCCCAGGUCCAACUAGGUUAGGAUUGACUAUUCGCUGGUGUUUUACACAGCAAGACCCAAAGUCAAGAACAAUGGCCUAGAUUUGUUAAGGUAUGCGUUGGAUCGGUCUGUGGUGGUGAUUGGUGGUGAUUCAUCAAGCGACUCCAGAUCAGGCCACAUUGGUUGCCGCACGUCUCUUGUUGUGAUCCCAAGUUCAGGACAAGCUUUUCGUUCAAUUUCUCUCCUCUGAUUACCAGGAUUUACAUUUUGACCUAUAAGUACAAGUACAAGUGUGUAUGUGGUGUUUUCUUCUUUGCUAUACAGAUGGAUGCUGAUGUCAUGUCUUCAGAAGUACCACCCAAAUCACGUUUUAACCCUUUGAACAGAGAUUGGCUGCGAAGAACGCCACCAAAGAUGACGGAGACGAAGGCACAGAAGAAAGGUGGCUUCCACAUCAACGAGGAUGACCUGCUCUGUAAGAAUGGCUGUGGUUUCUAUGGUAACCCAGCAUGGCAGAACUUUUGUUCUAAAUGUUACCGGGAUGUUUACCAGAAAGCCAAGCAAGCUCAGCUGCAGCAUGACGAGGACAAGAAGAAACCUGUGAAGAGGCCGUCUGGUGCUUCAGACAUCACUGCGUCCUUCCUCAAGUUUGAGGAGAAAAAGAAACAAAUAGCAGAGAAGAGAGCCAACACUGUCAAGUCGAUCUUUAUGAAGAGGACCUCCACAAAGGAAUCCCAAGAUCAUCACGGUCGCAAAGAAUCUCAUCGCACCAAUACAACCAGCUUAGAAAGCCAACAAGUCGGUGGAGACUUUGCUGAUUUCCUUCGAACGUUACGUCGACCAGCUGCUCUAGACAUAUCGAGACAAGUGCGCGCAUUUAUUGAACAGAUUCAGGUGCUUGGAGAGAUUCCAGUCGACGAGCACUCUGAGAUGGUGCAGGAUUUUUAUCAGAAGAUUGGUGAUAGGUUGCAUACCAAUACUCUUUUUAAAGGCAUUUCCAGCGAAACUAUCGAUACUCUCAUGGACUUCAUCGAAAAAUAUAUCAUGACUCGGAUGUAUCGGACCGUCUUCUGUCCGCCAACAGCAGAUGAUGAAGAAAAGGAUCUCGCCGUUCAGAACAAGAUCCGCAGUCUUCACUGGGUGUCUGCUCAACAACUUGAUGCUCUGAUUACGGAGAAUGACCUUGAGAUUCGCGGCACCAUCGAUGCAGCAAUCACAGAUAUCAUUGAGAUGGACUCAAAGCGGGCUCCACAGGACAAACUUGCCUGCAUCGUCCACUGCAGCAAACAUAUCUUUGAGAUUCUGCGCAUGUCUAAGAACGGUCCAGCCAGUGCUGAUGAGUUCCUGCCGGCAUUGAUCUACAUCGUCCUCAAGGCUAAUCCGCCCCUCCUUCAGUCGAAUAUCCAGUUCAUAACUAGGUUUGCCAACCCGAAGCGACUCAUGAGUGGAGAGGCGGGAUAUUACUUCACUAAUCUGUGCUGUGCAGUUGCAUUUAUUCAAAACAUCGACGCCCAAUCACUGAGCUUAGAGGAGGAGGAGUAUGAACGUUACAUGUCUGGGGAGGUGGCGCCACCUACAGAUAACUUUAUGUGUGAAGGACUUCGGCUCAUGUAUCAGAACUUGAACACGUUAGCGGACUUGCAACAACGACAUGAGAAACUCAUGGCUGAAGCGUUACAGCUCCAGCAAGAUAUGAGAGAGUUUAAGGACAGCUUCAAAGCUCACAUACAAACUGUUCUUCAUAAUACACCACUGGUUAUUAAACCAAGGAAAACCAAAGUUGAUCUGGACCAACUGGAGAAUGUUGAUAGUGAUAUGUUACCACCACCUCUUACUCCUCAACAAGCGCUAUAGCUUUAAAUGCUUCAUGUGUACCUUAUUGAAAACAUGUCUGCCUUCAGAGGCACAGCCAAGUCCCCUUGGCAUCGGGGGAAAUAUCAACCAUUUAUGUUCAUUUUUGGUUAGCUGUUUGAACAUGCAUGGCCACUGUUAUCUUUGGAGGCAAACAUUUUGAUACAUUUCAUCAUCAAAUAAGGCUUGUGGCCCUGACUUGGGCUUUUGCCAUUUAUUCCUAGUCAUGUUGUAAAAUUUGUGGGUAGGCAUUUUUUACUGCCAAUUUUUUAUAGAUCGAUGCACAAAUUGGUAAAAAUGUUGUAAAUCUUGCCUGUGGGAUAUUUUUGUGUCAGAUGAUUCCAGUGUCUAUGAUCUGUGGGAACAUUGAGUUGUGACAAGGCAUGAAAGGAGGUGACUUCAUGCCAACACGAUGCUUUACCAUGUGUUUUAUGGAGGAUGAGCUCACCUUCGUUCUUCAUUCACAGAAGAGUUUCAAUGUCUCGUAUUGGCCAGUUGGUCCUCAUUGGCCACAUGACUAUCGAAAUGAGGUUAUCAAAGUGUUUUAGAACAUUGGUAUUAAGAGGUCAGUAGUGUGACAAUAACCCCGAGUUUUUGGCAGAUCAUCAUUCUGCUUGGUCUUUGUUGAUAUCUUGCACCAUUUUGUUUUUGUUCUUUGUAAUAAUGACACUUCUAACCAAAAGACUUCUACCGAAUGUGUUCUAUAAUGCCAGCAAUGGAUUGUAUAUCUUGUUUGUUUGAGCUAUGAUUGUUCUCGAUGCUGGUGUCGGGCGUUUCCUUGAAUAACCAGACAUAAACCGUUUGAGAUGUUUCCAACUUUUUUUCUCUGGAAAAUGUUGGUAAUGACCCAAGAUCGACAACAAAGCAUUUAUGUCUGAUGAAAAUUAUAAGUGGGUCAUUUGUGUAGAUACUGGGUGUCUUAUUUCACUGUGAAUAUUGUACAGUUUUUAUUUAUUUUGCUCCAGACAUGAAGCUUUGAUGUAUAUACUUGUAAAUCUUGGGAGAAUAAAGUAAUUUAUCAUGUGAACACGUAAAGGAGAA
Messenger RNA from Lineus longissimus, 2926 nucleotides. RefSeq names its product rab5 GDP/GTP exchange factor-like. Gene Ontology annotation, biological process: vesicle-mediated transport. The transcript has 7 exons. Bases 359 to 1888 code for a protein of 509 amino acids. NCBI's taxonomy places the organism in Eukaryota, Metazoa, Nemertea, Pilidiophora, Heteronemertea, Lineidae. The record is from RefSeq and is a predicted model, not a curated record. Gene Ontology annotation, cellular component: cytosol; endocytic vesicle. Gene Ontology annotation, molecular function: DNA binding; zinc ion binding; small GTPase binding.